Messenger RNA from Coniophora puteana RWD-64-598 SS2, 1452 nucleotides. Its product is annotated as P-loop containing nucleoside triphosphate hydrolase protein. The transcript has 19 exons. Lineage: Eukaryota; Fungi; Basidiomycota; Agaricomycetes; Boletales; Coniophoraceae. Gene Ontology annotation, biological process: transmembrane transport. The coding region runs from base 1 to 1452 and encodes 483 amino acids. Gene Ontology annotation, molecular function: ATP hydrolysis activity; ATP binding; ABC-type peptide transporter activity. Gene Ontology annotation, cellular component: fungal-type vacuole membrane; fungal-type vacuole. The record is from RefSeq and is a predicted model, not a curated record.
AUGACACUGUUUUCCGAGGUCGGCUUCUCAAUAGUGAUUGACAGCCUCUUGGCUGAUAUCCUCGGACGCGUGUUCUUUUUUGGUCUCGGGUCGUUUGCUACUCUAGUGACUACUACCUUGGGUGGAGGUUGGGUCUUCUUCAUCGCAGUUCUUCUGCUAGGAUACGUAUACUGGAGAGUUGCCAAGCUGUACGGACAGACAGCGCGCGACAUGCGCCGUCUUGACUCGGUAGCACGUUCACCACUUUACUCUAUCUAUGGUGGGACAAUUGCAGGAGUUACAGUGAUCCACGCAUUUGGCGCAUCAUCUAACUUUCUGAGAGAUAUGAUUCACUGCGCUGAUACGAACACCAAACCUUUCUAUUGGACAUGGACCGUGAGCCGGUGCCUUUCUACACGGCUCUAUCUCCUAUCAGGAGUGUUGGUUGGCCUCACAGCUUUUGCUGUUGUGGCGUCACCACGGGUCUCCGUGUCUUUGGCAGGCUUUGCUCUUGCUUUUGCUGCUGGAAUAUCGGCAAAUCUUCACUAUUUGGUCAGGAACUUUGUGAACAUGGAGCAGUCAUUGGUCGCUCUGGAGCACGUGAAGGAGAUGUCAGAAUUAGAGGCCGAGCCACCGGAAAUCGUCAACCCUAGGCCACCUACGUCUUGGCCUGAUCGUGGAUCUGUGGUUUUCGAAAAUCUCUCAGAUCUACCAGAAGUAUUGCAUCGUCUGAGUUUCGUUGUCAAUGCAGGAGAAAAGAUCGGUGUCCUCGGACGAACAGGAUCCGGGAAGAGUACAUUGACCAUGUCUCUUUUGCGCUUCGUCGAAGCUAGCGAGGGUCGGAUUUUUGUAGACGGUCUGGACAUAUCGAAGAUUGGUCUAAGUGACCUACAGAGUCGAAUGACUAUCAUUCCUCAGGACCCGACUAUUCUAAGUGGUACCUUGAGAUCAACUCUCGACGUGUUCGAUGAGUAUGAAGAUGCAGAACUUUUCGAAGCACUUCGGCGAGUUCAUCUCAUUCCACCAAGAGAUAGUCCAGUCUCUGAGGGUGAGACCUUGAACGCAAACGUGUUUCACAACCUCGAUAUUGCUGUAUCAGAGGGCGGCGAAAACUUCUCAACUGGCCAAAAACAACUGUUAUGUAUGGCGAGAGCGUUAUUGAAGCGGUCAAAGGUACUUGUGAUGGACGAGGCUACUGCGAGUGUGGAUUACGCCACGGACGAGCUCAUCAGCAAGACUAUCAAACAAGAAUUCUCUUCGAGUACGAUCUUGACAAUUGCGCACCGCUUGAGAACUAUCAUAGACUACGACCGGGUGAUGGUGUUAGACGAAGGGCGCAUAGCCGAAUUUGACUCCCCUGCUACGUUACUCAAAGAUCAGUCGUCGAUGUUUCACUCGCUUUGCAAAGCUACCGGCGAGAGGGAAUUCGCGGCACUACAAAAAAUGGCUGGCUCUAGUGUUCUACCAAUGUGA